CUUGGUGGUUUUUGACCAUGAACGAUGUAGAAUCAGCAACAUUCAAAGUCCAAGCUAACAAAUAACACAGUGUGUCUCUCCUGCUGGGCUGCAGUUGUCUUUACUCUUCACCAAUUCUCUCUCACUCUUUGCAGAAAUGGACACAGCUGGCAAGGUCAUCAAAUGCAAGGCAGCAGUGGCCUGGGAGCCCAACAAGCCUCCGGUGAUUGAAGAGAUAGAGGUAGCCCCACCCCAGGCCGACGAGGUCCGCAUCAAGAUUGUGACAACCGGGUCGUGCCAUUCAGACCUUUACCACCUGUUUGAGGGCAUGCAUAAGGAUGGCUUCCCAGUCAUCCUUGGACAUGAGGUCACUGGCAUCGUUGGGCCUGGAGUGACUGAAUUCCAGACAGUAACUAACUCAGGAGACAAGGUGAUUCCUUUGUCCAUAUCCCAGUGUAGAGAAUGUCGCUUCUGUAAGAGUCCCAAGACCAACCAGUGUGUAAAAGGAUGGUGGCUGUGGCUAAGAUCGACCCUGCUGCCCCUCGGGAGAUUGUCUGGCUCCUUGGAUGUGGAGUCUGCACAGGAUUUGGAGCAGCAGUUAAUACUGCUAAGGUGGAACCCGGCUCCACGUGUGCUGUGUUUGGCCUGGGAGCUGUGGGAUUGGCCAAAGUGUUUGGAGCGACUGACUACGUGAAUCCCAACGAUCAAGAUAAACCUAUCAGCCAAGUUCUCGCUGAGAUGACUGAUGGAGGAGUGGACUUCUCUCUGGAAUGUGUUGGGAAUGUGGGAGUCAUGCGAAGUGCUUUGGAGUCUUGUGUAAAAGGCUUGGGUGUCAGUGUGCUGGUUGGCUGGACAGACUUGUGAGACGUUGCUGUCCAACCCAUUCAGCUUAUCUCUGCAUGCACUUGGAAGGGUACUCUUUUUGGAGACUUCCUGCAACUGGUGGUGAGUAAAGAAGAGGUUCCCCCUGAGCAGCAGCAUUGGAGCCCUCUGGCGGACCAGGAGGACCCAGAGCCCCUCCACAUUAAAGAGGAACAGGAGGAACCUUGGACCAAUAUGGAGGGAGCGCAGCUUCAACAACCGGAGGAGGCUGAUAUCAAGGUCACAUUGACUCCAUUCGCUUUGAAGAGUGAAGAAGAUGAAGAGAAACCUCAGUCGUCACAGCUUCAUCAGAGUCAGAAUGAGGAGAAUGGUGGAAGACCAGAACCAGCCAGGAACUCAGGUCCUGAUGAAUAUUUACAACCAGCUUCUGAAGACAACACUGAAGAAUCUUCGGAGACUGAAGACAGUGAGGAUGAUUGGAUGGAGACCAGGGAGCCUCAGUCUGGUUUGAAUAUAAGAACCAACAAACAGCCUUUAAGGCAUAUGAGAUGUAAAACUGAUACGAAACUCCAUGUAGACUUCCUCCAACUGGUGGUGAAUAAAGAAGAGGUUCCCCCUGAGCAGCAGCAGUGGAGCCCUCUGGCGGACCAGGAGGACCCUGAGCCCCUCCACAUUAAAGAGGAACAGGAGGAACCUUGGACCAAUACGGAGGGAGAGCAGCUUAAACAACCGGGGGAGGCUGAUAUCAAGGUCACAUUGACUCCAUUCGCUUUGAAGAGUGAAGAAGACGAAGAGAAACCUCAGUCGUCACAGCUUCAUCAAAGUCAGAAUGAGAAGAAUGGUGGAAGACCAGAACCAGCCAGGAACUCAGGUCCUGAUGAAUAUUUACAUCCAGCUUCUGAAGACAACACUGAAGACUCUUCUGAGACUGAAGACAGUGAGGAUGAUUGGAUGGAGACCAGGGAGCUUCAGUCUGGUUUGAAUAUAAGAACCAACAAACACCCUUUAAGGAAUGUGAGAUGUAAAACUAAUAAGAACUCCAUGCAGACUCUCUGGAAUUGGUGGUGAGUAAAGAAGAGGUUCCCCCUCAGCAGCAGCAGUGGAGCCCUCUGGCGGACCAGGAGGACCCAGAGCCCCUCCACAUUAAAGAGGAGCAGGAGGAACCUUGGACCAAUAUGGAGGGAGAGCAGCUUCAACAACUGAAGGAGGCUGAUAUCAAGGUCACAUUGACUCCUUUCGCUGUGAAGAAUGAAGAAGACGAAGAGAAACCUCAGUCGUCACAGCUUCAUCAGAGUCAGAAUGAGAAGAAUGGUGGAAGACCAGAACCAGCCAGGAACUCAGGUCCUGAUGAAUAUUUACAUCUAGCUUCUGAAGACAACACUGAAGACUCUUCUGAGACUGAAGACAGUGAGGAUGAUUGGAUGGAGACCAGGGAGCUUCAGUCUGGUUUGAAUAUAAGAACCAACAAACACCCUUUAAGGAAUGUGAGAUGUAAAACUGAUAAGAAACUCCAUGCAGACUUCCUGGAAUUGGUGGUGAAUAAAGAAGAGGUUCCCCCUGAGCAGCAGCAGUGGAGCCCUCUGGCGGACCAGGAGGACCCAGAGCCCCUCCACAUUAAAGAGGAGCAGGAGGAACCUUGGACCAAUAUGGAGGGAGAGCAGCUUCAACAACUGAAGGAGGCUGAUAUCAAGGUCACAUUGACUCUUUUCGCUGUGAAGAGUGAAGAAGACGAAGAGAAACCUCAGUCGUCACAGCUUCAUCAGAGUCAGAAUGAGGAGAACAGAGCGGACGGUGGAAGACCAGAACAAGCCAGGAUCUCAGGUCCUGAUGAAUAUUUACAACCAGGUUCUGAGGACAACACUGAAGACUCUUCUGAGACUGAAGACAGUGAGGAUGAUUGGAUGGAGACCAGGGAGCCUCAGUCUGGUUUGAAUAUAAGAACUAACAAACAGCCUUUAAGGGAUUUGAGAUGUAAACCUGUUAGGAAACCAUUUAGUUGCUCUGAGUGUGGUACACGAUUUAGACAAAAGUCUGCUUUAACGAAACACAUGAUGACUCAUACAGGAGAGAGACCAUUUAGUUGCUCUGAGUGUGGUUCAAGAUUUAGACAGAAGUCUGCUUUAACGAAACAUAUGAUGACUCAUACAGGAGAGAAACUAUUUUGUUGCUCUGAGUGUGGUACAAGAUUCAGCCGAAAGUCUGUUUUAACAAAACAUAUGAUGACUCAUACAGGAGAGAAACCAUUAAGUUGCUCUGAGUGUGGUAAAAUAUUUAGAAAAAAGAACCAUGUGGAUUUACAUAUGAUGACUCAUACAGGAGAGAAACCAUUUUGUUGCUCUGAGUGUGGUACAAGAUUUAGCCAAAAGUCUGGUUUAACGAAACAUAGGAUGACUCAUACAGGAGAGAAACCAUUUAGUUGCUCUGAGUGCGGUUAAAGAUUUAUAGCAAAGAACCAUAUGGAUGUACAUAUGAUGACUCAUACAGGAGAGAAACCAUUUAGUUGCUCUGAGUGUGGUACAAGAUUUAGAGGAAAGAACCAUAUGAAGAAGAAUCAGAAUCAUAAAACACGGGACGAGAUGUUAAAACUGUCCAUUGUGCCAAUAGAUGGUAUGCUCUCACAUGAUUUGCCGUGAUGUUGACAGAGUGGCAUGGGAGGUGUAUUUCUUAAACUGGGUUAAGAUGUCAAUUUUGGGACACAUCCUCAGUAGUGUGCCUUUGAAUCAGUGGGUGUUUCGGCCUUAAAUCACUAAACACUCUCAUCAAAGGUGGCCAGCUAAAGGGUGAUCAAGCCUUAGCUUGUGUCCCAUGCCCAAUUAAGAUUUCCCACAGGACUAUGCAAGGCAGGGGCGUCCUCUUCCCUGAGCCAGCCUUACAGCUGACCGCAUACCUCAUAUUCCCUCCUCAAGUUGGAGGGAUCUGAAUUAAGUUCUCAGGUGGGGAUGGGGGGUCAUGAAGUUAUAGCCCAGCCAGGGUCCUUCUGUUUGAUCCAGAUCCACUGGCUGCCUCUUUCAGCUGCUUGAGAAACUGCUCUGACGGUCUGUCGCAGAGCCUGUCCAUGGAUUCCAAUUUCUUUCAGCAACUUGAUGGUGGAAGAAGCCACGAAUCCUCUGCAUCCCACUUCAACUGGCCAGACUUUUGCAUUCCAGCCACGCUGAGUUGCGUCUGCUGCCAACUCUGUGUAACGCAGUUUCUUACGCUCGUAGGCCUCUUCAACAGAGUUUCCCACGGGACUGUGAGCUCUAUGAUGUACACAGCCUUUCGUGAAGGAGACCAGAGUACCAUGUCUGGCCUAAGGUUGGUAGAAGCAAUCUCAGGUGGAAAAAUUAGUUGCUGGCCAAUAUCGACAAGCAUCUUCCAGUCCCUGGCCAUGGCUAGGUGUCCAGUUUCUGGCUUCGUAGGAGGAUGCUUGGGCCUUUUCUGUCCCUCCCGAAUGAAUGUUGUUGUUUUGACAGGAUUGCUUGUUUUUGGAGGUAAUGAAUUGGUUGCACUCCUCUUGGUCUCAAGUGCUGCAGCCAGGCUCUUGAGGACCUGAUUGUGCCUCCAGGUGUAGCGGCCCUGUGAGAGGCUGGUCUUGCAACCUGUCAUUAUAUGCCUGAGAGUCGCUGGAGCUGGGCAGAGGGGGCAGGUCGGGUCCUCGCCAUACCAUUGAUGCAGUGUUAAUUUCGUUGA
Molecule: messenger RNA, 4470 nt
Organism: Pleuronectes platessa (European plaice)
Lineage: Eukaryota; Metazoa; Chordata; Actinopteri; Pleuronectiformes; Pleuronectidae
Product: alcohol dehydrogenase 1
Exons: 8
Coding region: 137-673 (178 amino acids)
Biological process (GO): formaldehyde catabolic process
Cellular component (GO): cytosol; nucleus
Molecular function (GO): zinc ion binding; S-(hydroxymethyl)glutathione dehydrogenase [NAD(P)+] activity
Source: RefSeq, a predicted model, not a curated record